Molecule: messenger RNA, 5311 nt
Organism: Larimichthys crocea (large yellow croaker)
Lineage: Eukaryota; Metazoa; Chordata; Actinopteri; Sciaenidae
Gene: gpr146
Product: G protein-coupled receptor 146
Exons: 2
Coding region: 1039-2106 (355 amino acids)
Biological process (GO): G protein-coupled receptor signaling pathway
Cellular component (GO): membrane
Molecular function (GO): G protein-coupled receptor activity
Source: RefSeq, a predicted model, not a curated record
AGAAAACGUGUACAUAUUGUAAAAGUUUGCACUGUUCACCUUCACAUUAUAAAGACUAUGGCAAGUUUCAUCUCUGCUUCAUCGCUGUCAUUGUUUUGUCAGCUUCUGCGUCUAAUACUGUCUGUAGAAGUGUCGGAAACAGGAAACAGGAAAGUCAACAGUUUAAUUAAACACCAGUACACCACAAACCCAUGAUUCCUUUGUAUGAUCAAUCCCAGGUACCCUGCAGCUAUCGUAAGCUACAGACUGAGCCAAUGUAGUAAUGAAAGGGUGGCAAAAAUGUCUGUAUACAGCAGGUGCUAAUGAAUGGGGACAAGCAGCCACAAUGCAUGUGUGCUCUCUUCAAUUAUCACCAACGUCUCUUCAAGUCAUUUUCUCCUCAAAUGAUCCGAAGUUGUUGACGCAGUGUAGGGUGAACAAACUUUUUCCAAUCUACAAUACAUGCUGAAAUGAACACAUAAUCUAUGAGAGAGGAACAUAGGUAAUUAUGGACUUUUCUCAAGGCCUGUUUUAGUAAAUGAGUCACCUAGCUGCUGGUGUUAGAGAGCCAUGUUUACAAGAGGUUUCCUGUCUUGGUGAAGACACUUUUCUUUUCUUUUCUUUUUUUUUUUGUUAAGAGUAAUCCUGCACUUUUUUUUCCUCCUGAUCCUGUUCCAGUCCGGCUCUGAGCUCCAGCCUGCACUAUAGUCUCAUUACAGCCAAUUGGAUUAGUACAGAGGAGGGACUCAGCCCUUGUGUGUGUAUAUGCGUCUGUGUCUGAGGCUUAAGGCCAAAACAGCCCCUCUGUAGUGGUGUUACGUAAGUGAAAGGAAGAAUCUUUCCCCUUUACUGGCAUCGUUACUCAUCCUGCUGAAAACAAAACUGCCCUCCUGCGCUGUUUUCCAUAGUUUUUUUGCAAGGGAGGUUUCCAGAAAACUCAGCAAAAUUGUUUGGUAUUCGGAGAAUCAUUCCGUUUCAAACAGUGUUGGGAGUAAAACCGAACAUGUGGGUACAUGUAACAACAAUUAUCGCUGAGGGAAUAAAAUAUAGUGAACCUGGAUGACUCAUGACUGCAAUCCUGCCAGUCGACCUGUUGAGAGACGUGACCCGUGUCGGAGCCCAGCGAUGUGGAUCUGCAUGGUUUACAAUGAGACGGACACCAGCGUGGACUUCCGGCUCUGCCAGGACUAUGGCCUCAUCCUGUCUGUCCUCUCCCUCAUCUACCUCCUGGUGUGCUUCCCAUUGGGGCUGUGCUAUAAUGCACUGCUGGUCGUGGUCAACCUCUCCAACAAGGUGUCCAUGACAAUGCCGGAUGUUUAUUUCGUCAACAUGGCCAUAGCGGGCCUUGUGCUCAACCUGGUGGCACCUGUGGAGCUACUGAGCUCCACCUUCACCCGCUGGCAUGCGUGGGAGUACAGCAACGACGUCUACAUCACCCUGCUCAUCCUCUUUAACAUCUCCUCUCUGGUCAUCAUGUACUCCACCACUCUGCUCAGUCUGGACUACUAUAUAGAGCGCGCGCUGCCACGUACAUACAUGUCCAGCGUGUAUAACACCAAACACGUGUGUGGCUUCAUCUGGGGCGGGGCGGUGCUUACGAGCUUCUCUUCGCUGCUCUUCUAUGUGUGCAACCACAUCUCCACUAAGAUGGUCGAGUGCUCCAAAAUGCAGAACAAGGAGGCAGCAGACGCCAUCAUGAUGUUCAUCGGCUACGUGGUUCCAGCGGUGGCUGUUCUUUACGCCUUUGUGCUAAUUUUGCGCAUUCGGAAGGAGUCUACACCUCUGGAUCAGGACUCGGGUCGCUUGGACCCUUCUAUCCACAGACUGCUGCUAGCCUCAGUCUGUGUGCAGUUUGUACUGUGGACCCCGUACUACAUGACCCUAUUGGUGCACACUGUAGCCGGUGCACCAGGGUACAUUAGCAAUGUACAUUAUUUACCUACCUAUUUUUUCUUAAGAUGUUUGUCUAAACUGCUGGCUUUCUCUAGCAGCUUUGCGAUGCCUCUCAUGUAUAGGCAGAUGAACAAAAACUUCUCCAACAAGCUUCAGCGGCUGCUCAGGAGGCUGCACUGCAGAGACCAAUCCUGUCCUCACGAACGCUCAACAGUGCAGCAAGUGGUGACGUGAGAUCUCCCCCCCCUGGGAGAUUACAAACGCCCCUCCCACUCCCCCUUUUUCCACCUCCUGGCCUAGCCGGCACUUAUCUCCUCCCCUACAGAGCCAGUAUCUGCCUGGGCUCUCUCACUGCUCUGGACUGUGUUAAAAGCGACGUAGCUCACUGUGGAAUUUCCUGUCACCUUCCAGAACUUGAUCUGAUCUGUCCAGUUCUGCAGUCGAGAACUAAACCAAGCAAAAACCACUAAGUGCUGUCAUUUUUUUUUUUUUUUUUUUACCACAUCAAGUUCUCCACUAAAGACACUUGGGCUUCUAUUUUGAGGGCAGUAAAUUGGCACAUUUGACUCAGUGUUUUCACUCAGACACGAGCAAAAUAUCCUGGUAGCAAGGGAUUCCCGAGUGCUACUCCGUCACAGUGGGGGCAGCCUCCCUGACACGGGGGUGUUAUGAAUAUUGUUCUGACAGUGUGCAUGUUUGACUAAUGCAUGACUGCCUAAAUGUCACAAUAUGUUACAAUUUCAGUCCCAAUCAGAAUAAUUUCCAAAUGAUUCAUAGCACACAAGCAGAACCAAUAAGCUCUAAACUUUAAUUAUCAGGUGAUGGAUGGUGGUUGGUAUAUCAACAGCUCACCAUAGAGAAAAUCAGUGUUUACUGCGCUCAAACUAGAGGAUGGAUCACUUGAAUGAACAGUUCUACCUUUGCAGAGCUCCAUUUUCUUCACUUCUCUUUACUUCAAACGUGUUGAGAGUGAUUCCUCAUUAUCACACUUAGUAAUCUUCACUUUGAGAAAGUGCAGUACAAUGUUAUUGCUCUCCCACAGACGUAACUUCAUUUUCUAAAGCUAUUUUCUUUCUCAGUACCAGUACUGUUACUGUACAUCUAUAGAUGUAAGCACUGGUAUGAAGAGAUGUCCUCAUUUCACUUUUCUGAGCUCUGAGGUUUUGAUCCACUCACAGGCAUGAGGCAUAUGUUAUAAGCUCCACAACAAAUGUCAAGGAAUACAUUAUAUGAAAUGUACAUCGACACCACUUUGAAUCAAUACAGAAGUACAUGAAAUGCAUACAUAAAUCUUAUAUUCAGGGUUCAGACAUAACCGGUAUACCUCUUGUGAUCUCUAGUGAAAUCACAUCACCUGUUAAAACCAUAAGCAGUUGAAAACAACUCAUUAAUCUGAGCAGAGAGCCUCAAGGCAGUAUGUGAUUUGUCAAGCUAUGUUUUGCCUCUGCUGGAGUUACGCAUGGAGAGCCUCACGCAGGGUCAGUGAAGUCCCCACCGGGUCAAGAGAGGGCCCGGAGGAGGUGGCAUAUACAUUCCCUCGAUUGUAUGAGCACUCAUGAGCGGUUAGGAGGGUCUGUCCAGUGGAAACGUGAAGCCUGACCAAGACACUCUAAAGGCACUAACAAAAACCUUCAUAAAGUAGAAAAGAAUUGCCUUUCAAGCACCUGCAAACAGUGUGUUUGGUGCAGAGUUUGAACUGUAAUGCUGCUCCGAUGCAUAAAGAUAAUCUGCACAUUAUUGGUAAAGCUGCUUUGCUUUCUUGCCUGCCAUUUAGUAAAAAGAAAGACUAAUAGUUUUUUUUCUGAUUGAGAAGGCCAGUUUAUGAAAAAUCCUGUGAACAGACAGGGUGGGGCAUUCACUUGAAGAGGAAUGGAAGGUGGGCACACUGUUAUAUUCCACUCUCAGACAAUAAUAAAUCAUAGUUACUUAUAUUUGUAGACGGUUUUAAAUUAAACCUUCAAAUAAACAGUUUCAUGUGAAUACUGAAAGUCCAUUUGACUUUCUCUGUCAGAUUUAAAGGAUUGCCAGGUGUAUUAACACAGAUGUGAUGGUUUUCAUGCAUAUAUGAAGUUAUUAUUAGGAUUAUAACAUUAUAUCACAUACGCAUAUUGUAUUUUCUUUUAAAAUCUCGUGACUAGAAUUGUAUUUGUCUAUGAUUGAGGUUUGAAACAGUGUCCAACAUUUUAAUUUUUGCUGCAUCGCCCCACCCUCGUGUGCGUAGAUUCAAUCAGUGAGACGUACUGUUUAUUUUCAACUGAGGCUCUGUGUUUACAGUAUGUGCUGCCCCAUUUAAAAAAAGAAAAGGCUUGUACGUAUCGUGACACAGUUAAUCAUUAUUUGAGUUCAGUUCAAAGUCCCAGUGCUUACUGUUCAUUUAGGAUUGGAAAGCAAACAGUAGUGCAUGAUACGUGGUUUGACUCAAAGCUGGUUAGUGUCUGAUGGUGGAAUUUGAAACUACAUUUACUAAGGUGGUGUCCAUAUCAGCCCCAAAUUAGUGCUUUAUAAUGAUGUGUCCUCCAACUAAAAACUCCCAACUAUUAUUUAAUCAACAGGUCUUGCAAUGACAUUUGAAUUAUAGUGAAUAUAAUUUAAUUUCCCAUUAAUUUUUGUGCAUGAGACAUCCAACUAGAAUGCUCCAGACCAAACUCAAAAUUGAAUAUAUUCAUGGUAAUAAUAAUGUAGAGUUAUGAGCGUUAUGGCCAUUUUAAUUUAACCAUGUUAUUACAGCGCCACCUGUAGGCAAAAUACCAUCAAUUUCUUUGGCAAGGUUUCAUAUGAGCAUAUGCCAUCUCCAUUUGGUUGCAAUUACACAAAGAAGUCCACACUUUUAACGCCACAGACUCAUUAGUGUACCUUUGCAGGUGACUUUUCAUCAGAUUUCACUACGUCAUUUUUGCCAAGAAACAGGACCUAAAACAAACUUUAGCAAUCGCCACAAAUGGACUCAUGCCAUGGUGCACACAACUGGCAAAUAAAGCUUGCACUCAAAAUCACAUCCAACUCAGAUUACUGCUCAGGUCUGACUUUGGUUUAUUAUUGCUGAGGGGCCAUAAUCUUACACCAGUGUGAAGAAAUCUGAGUAAUAAUCACUGAGUUCAGUUAAAUUGCUGAAACAGACCAAGUGUAAAAACAAUCUCAAAGCUCCCACGUGUCGAAUGUAUGCAGAUGCAUUUUAGCUAUUUGAACGGCAAAACCUCACUAGUCCAGAUGAAUCCGCUUUCGGAUAUGAUGCUUUUGUGACUGUGUAUGCAAGUGUAUGUGUAUUAUACAAAAUAAUGUGUAUAUAUUGUAUGUGAGAGAUUUACAGGAAGAUACCAUGCUUUUUCAAAAAUACAGUAUUAUUUUCUGAGAGAUAUAUUUAGAUUCUGUAAGUAAUCUACUCUAUUGUCAACUGAGUCAAAGACUGAUUAAACAAUAAACUAACACAGAUAUUUCCGCG